Dreissena polymorpha is the source of this 939-nucleotide messenger RNA. RefSeq lists its product as uncharacterized. NCBI's taxonomy places the organism in Eukaryota, Metazoa, Mollusca, Bivalvia, Myida, Dreissenidae. The transcript is spliced from 9 exons. The coding region runs from base 1 to 939 and encodes 312 amino acids. The record is from RefSeq and is a predicted model, not a curated record.
AUGAAGACUGUCAAUGACACUGAACAGAUUGAUAGGAAAGAUAUCAACAAAGGGUUGCUAGGCCUAGGCGUUUUGGAUGUGUUUUUUCUGUACAAACACCCAGAAAAGGCCAAGAAAGAUGUCCUUAGUGCAAUCAAGAAGUUUGAAUCUCAAAGCCCAAAAUAUGAGGCAUUCGGGUACUGUACUCCGAUGCCAAGUGUGGGUUGUGCCCAGAACCUGCCCUACCCCACGGACAGCUCUUACCACGGGGCAUACUCCGCCCCUACAUCCAGCUACAACACGCCAUAUCCAGGAUAUGGUUUGCCAAUGACGAGUGUUGGUGCCGACCAGAACCAACCAAAGCCCCCGGGGGACAGCUCCUACCCUGGAACAUAUACCGCCCCUGUAUCCAGCUAUCAUACACCAUAUCCAGGACAUGGUAUGCCGACGCUGAGUGUGGGUGGUGCCCAAACCCCGCCCAAUCCCCCGGGCAGCUCCAGCCCUGGAUCAUAUCCUGCCCUUACACCCAGCUGCAAUACACCAUAUCCAGGACAUGGUAUGCCGACCCUGAGUGUGGGUUGUUCCCAAAACCCUCCUAACCCCCCAGGCAGCUCCAACCCUGGAACAUACCCCGCUCCUGCAUCCAGCUACAAUACAUCAUAUUUAGGACAUGGUAUGCCGAUGCUGAGUGUAGGUGGUGCCCAAAACCCACCCAAUCCCCCUGGCAGCUCCAACCCUGGAACAUACCCCGCCCCUGCAUCCAGCUAUAAUACAUCAUAUCCAGGAAGUGGUAUGCCGAUGCUUAGCGUGGGUGGUGCCCAGAACCCGCCAAACCCCCCCGGGCGGCUCAUACCAUGGGUCAUAUCCCGCCCCCACACCCAGCGGCAAUGCACCAUAUCCAGGAACACUGACACCAUCGUUCCUUCCUAUCCGGAGCGAAAAGGAUCAGGCUACAGGUGA